This is a messenger RNA of Parathielavia appendiculata, 723 nucleotides long. RefSeq lists its product as uncharacterized. The record is from RefSeq and is a predicted model, not a curated record. The coding region runs from base 225 to 674 and encodes 149 amino acids. The transcript has a single exon. Lineage: Eukaryota; Fungi; Ascomycota; Sordariomycetes; Sordariales; Chaetomiaceae.
GGCCGUCAUGAUCCUGACGCUCUAACGCGGGCUUCGAGGAUCCACGCAAACCUCUCGGCUCAAUCUCCACCACACCACGAGUGAUUUAGGCAGUUUCUUAGUCGCUGUGGCCUGCUAUGCAUUAACCAGGCGCGGCCAUGCUGGGCGACGGAGUCCUCAGCGGCUAGCACAAUUUGCCGGAUCGACAUUCACGGGCGGGUUCCAGUUUUCAGUCAUCGUCAUCAAUGUUUUCAGUCAUCAAUGGCUCUACGGAUACAGGAAUUGAUGUGUUUCUCACCAUAGGCGCAAAACUUGAACAAGCUAUACUUCUGAGCAUGUUCUGGGCGCGUACUUUGACCGUCGGCUGUGAUCAACAACCCCCUCCUCCUAAGAGGCGACCGAGCCCGCAUACUCCUUUGGCCAGCGGCGCCGUCUGUCGACCACAAACGGUCUCCCGAGAACCAAGUCGAUACUGGAGUUUUCGCAACGUAGCAUAUGACAGUAAGUGGCCGCAAGCAUGGGUCGGUCUCUGGCGAGAUUGGAUGCCACUCAAGGACAGCUUUCCCCUUGCUCUUCUCGAGCCUGCCAGUCCCAAAGUCAGAGACAGCCCACUGGUUCGGCUCCAGCGGCUCAAUCUCCAGAUCAAGCUCAUGCGCUUUCCUAUUGGAAAUGAUGCCCUUCAGUGUCCGGACUAGCGAGGCUGUUGUGUGCCGCGGCAGGGACCCUCGGUCACAACCCCUCGGG